AAAAUGGCCCCACCAACCUUCGCUGAUCUUGGAAAGUCCGCCAAGGACCUCUUCAACAAAGGAUACAACUUUGGAUUCCUCAAGAUCGACUCCACCACUAGAGCUGGAGACAACAAGGAGGUUGAGUUCAAAUCAGCCGCUUCUCACAAUAUCGGAUCCGGAAAGCUUGGAGGAAAUCUCGAUGUCAAGUACAAGAUCCCACAAUACGGAAUCACUUUGACCGAGAAAUGGAACACCGAGAACCAGCUCGGAACUGUUAUCGAAGUUAAUGAGCAAUUCGGACGUGGACUCAAGGUCACUCUCGAUUCUCUUUAUGCCCCACACGCCGGAAAGAGAAGCGGAAAAGUGAAGCUCGACUGGGCUCUCCCAACUGCUAGAGUUACCGCUGAUGUUGGAGUCACCUCUGCUCCAGUUAUCAACGCUGCCGGAGUCUUCUCCCGUGACGGAUGGCUCAUCGGAGCUGCCGCCACCUUCGAUUCUUCAUCGAAUAAGUUGGCAGCCACUUCUUUGGCUUUCGGACACUCCACUCCACAAUACACCCUCCACUCUUUCGUUAUUAACUCAACCGACUUCGGAGCUUCCCUUUACCACAAGGUUGCCUCCAACGUCGAGGUUGGAACUCAACUCGGAUGGAAGGUUGGUGGAAACGGAGCUGACUACGCUCUCGCCACCAAGUAUGCUCCAAGCCGUGACCUUACUGUCCGCGCCAAGGUCAACAGCUCUUCCCAAGUUGCCGUUGCUGCCACACACUCCUUGUCUCCAGCUCUUAAGCUGACACUUUCCACUCAAUUCAACCUUGCUGCCAAUGAUGCUCACAAGUUCGGACUUGGACUCGAAUUCGAUCCAUCCAACUAGAUCUUCCGAUCACUUCCAUUCUCCCAUCAAUAGCGUUCUUAAAAUUCUUUUAGUCCUCAACCGUUGAUUUUUCAAUGUCGAUUUAUGUUCUCUAAACUUCGAAAAAAAAGAAAUGUCAUGCGCUAUUUACUUUUCUGCUAAAUUUUACAAACAUAAAUUAUUGAGUU
Molecule: messenger RNA, 1022 nt
Organism: Caenorhabditis elegans
Lineage: Eukaryota; Metazoa; Nematoda; Chromadorea; Rhabditida; Rhabditidae
Gene: vdac-1
Product: putative voltage-dependent anion-selective channel
Biological process (GO): monoatomic anion transmembrane transport; transmembrane transport
Cellular component (GO): mitochondrial outer membrane
Molecular function (GO): voltage-gated monoatomic anion channel activity
Source: RefSeq, marked reviewed